UAGUUUCCAGAUCGAAAUUUAACAAACAUCAAUUUUUUUUAAAAAAAGCAGCAGUUUGAAGUUGUAUCCAAGUUUAAGUUACGUCAUAUCUAAAGGAACAUAUCAGUCUCCUAUGCCAGGAGGUAUACUGGCCGACAAUUAUUAAAUGGAGGAGAAUCAUUUAAAUAAACUGGCAUCGGAAAAAUGAUGAAAGAGGCAAGUCAAACAUACCCACCACAAAUAUAUGGUUAUCAACAAGUCAUCAAUCAAAAUAAUAUACAAGGGACAGUUCAGCACAUGUAUAAUCAAAAUAGUCAACCUCAACAGAUACACUCGUUUUCAGUACCAUCCACACACAUGACUCAGUAUGCUACUGCACAACCAUUUACUCCGGGCCAGAUGUAUAUUCAGAAUACAGAUCCGUCACAAGUAUAUACUAAUUAUAAUCGACAAUAUAAUAUAAAUGCUACCCCGUAUAGUUAUUCUUCAUUUACACCAGUUUAUCAAUCACACAGCUAUCCUCAUCAAACUCAGUCACCACAAUAUUUAGUUCAAGGGUAUCAAAAUGGUGUUAUUUUACAACCUCAGCAACAUCCUUCUCAAAAUCAGCGUGUUUAUACGCAACCAACACCUAGUCAGCAAAUACAACAGCAUAUUGUUCCAAUUCAACAAGCUCAAUUGCAACUUCAACCUGAAUAUCAACCGAAAAAAACAGUUGUCAAAUUUACUGACCCUAUAACUGGUGAUAGUAUCCCCAUUAAUAACCCUAAGAAAGAACAAGAAAAAGUACAUAUUCAUAUGGGUAAUCCUUAUAAUCCGAACAUUGCCUUACCAAUACCAGAUAAAAUCGAUGAUAAAAGAGCGCAAGUUAAUGCUAGUUUUGCUGCUCAGAUUGCUGCAAUAGCUGAAAAAAGUUUGAAUGAAGAACCAAAGGAAAGUGUGCCAUUGACAAUAAGCGAUAAAAACGAAAUAGUUGAAACUGUUACCUUAGAAGAAAAUAAUGAUGAGUCUAGCAUUGAUUUUGUUGAGCCUGAAAAUGAGGCGGAUACUGAACCAUUAAGUGAUAUAAAUAUAACUGAACCUGGGACCACCAGCCUUUUAGUUACUGAUGAUAGUCUUCAGGUUGACGCAUCUAACACAUCUGAUGUUGCUGUACAUGAAGAAGUAAUUGAGAAUAUUGACGAGAUACAAGCAGAAGCUUCACCUGAAGUUUUAGAUUCUAAUCCUCAGGUGGAGGAUGUGAAACCUUCUAUUACUUUAAAAACAGCCCAGCACAAGAAAAAAAAAAAGUCUUAUAAAUCAUAUGACAACAAAGAGGUUGGAGAUGAUAUACUUAGUGCAUUUGUUGACAAGCCGAAAGUUGAAGAAGUCCCUGAAACAAUUAAGGAAGUUAAAUUAGACAAUGAAACACAACCAGAAGAAGUAACAUGGGAAAAUAAGAUAAUUGAAAAUGACUUGAUCAAUAAGAAAGAUGAUGAAGAACAAGAUGUUCGUCCAAGACAAGUAGAAAUAAACGUAUUAAAAACAGAAGACACUCAAGAAAUUGACAUUGAUAAUGAAAAGCGACAAUACAAUCGAGACUUUUUGCUUCAAUUUCAAUUUGCUCCAAUAUGCACUUCUAAACCUCAAGGACUACCUGACAUUGAUAUUGUAUUAAAUGAGGCACAUGCUCCUACUAAAGCUUUAGUUCCUGGACAAAGACUAGCUUCUAAUGAUUUUAUACCUGGUUAUAUGAAACAAGCUGGUGGAGGAAGAUCAUCAGGAGGAAGAUCAUCAAAGGAAAAAGAGCGAAGAGGAGGAUCUGGUGGAGGAAGCUCUGGAGCUUCUAGUGGACAACAAAAAAAGAUUGUUGUUGUUCCCCAAUUUGAAAAAAUAGAGCUACAUAAGUCAGAAAAUGCAUGGGUUCGACCUGGUGAAUUGAUGAAAGAUUUGCCUGAAGAACAAAGAGAACGAGAUGAGCUCGCUAGAAGCAUACGUGGAAUAUUGAAUAAACUGACACCACAGAAAUUUAUAUCACUUCUUGACAAAAUGAAAGAAUUGAAAAUUGACACUAAAGAAAAAUUAGAAAUUGCAAUUGAUCUUAUAUUUGAGAAGGCAGUCAGUGAGCCAGUAUUCAGUGUGGCAUAUGCUAAUUUAUGUCAUCGCCUAAUUGAUUGUUUUAAACAACCCAUGACAGAUACUUCCACUCCUAAUGGCACAAUUACAUUUAGAAGGAUUCUUUUAAAUAAAUGUCAAAAAGAGUUUGAUAAAGAUAGUUCUGACGAGAAACUUUUAGAAGAAGAUAAAGGCAGAACAUUUGAUACUGAAGCAGAGUCAAAACUAUGGAAAGCAGAUUUAGACCAGCGUGAAAUAAUGAAUCGAAGACGGAUGCUUGGAAAUAUACGGUUUAUAGGAGAGUUGUUUAAGCUUAAAAUGAUAUCAGAGAAUAUUAUGCAUGAUUGUGUAAUCAAGCUUCUUAAAUGUGAAAAAGUAGAGUCAGCAGAAGACCAAUUAGAAUGUUUGUGCAAACUUCUUGCAACUAUUGGUAAAGAUUUGGAUCAUCCUAAGGCUAAGUUUCGUGUCGAUCAAUAUUUUGCUCAAAUGAGCAAAAUUAUUGACCGUAAGAAGAUAUCAACUAGAAUUAAGUUUGCUAUCAAAGAUAUCAUUGAUUUGCGUAGUUGUAAUUGGGUACCACGAAGAGAUGAUAGCAAUCCAAAAACAAUUGAUCAAAUACACAAGGAAGCAAAAGAUGAAGAAAAAGAAAUGGAAAAAAUGAGACAACAGGAUAAAAUGAGACCAAAAGAAAGAGGAUCUCAAAGAAGUAUUGGGCGUGAUAGUCCUGCUAUGCGUGGUGGUGUAAGUGGGCCUCCUUCAUCUGCUGAUGGCUGGACUAACAUCCCUUCAAAAUCUAAAAAUUUUCCUGCUACUCCAGUUGAUGCGAGCAAGUUUAAAAUUGCAAAGAAAGAUGACUCUGAAAAUAUAUCUCUUGGACCUGGUGGUUUCCGUUCUUCUUGGUCGAGGGGAGCUAGUGGUGGAAGCAGUCGUAGUAGUUCUGGUGCUCCUGCAUCUGUUGAAUCUGUUCAGAAUAGACAGGCAAAUCGUUAUGAUGUUCUUAGUGAACAAAAUCCACCAUCAGGUGUUGACAGCAAGCGAGGAAGUCGUGGAUCAAAUACUUCACGGAGUUCAGGUGGUAAAUCUAGUCGUGAAGAUCGCAGUGCUGCAAUUCGUGCUGUUCAGGAUAUAACUACAAUGAAAAACCAGUUUUCUAAACACAGUCAAAGUGGUCGUGAUAGUCCCCGAUCUGGUGCUCAAACUCCUGUUGAAACGAUGGAUGCAGCUGCAGAUGUUGAUUCUACAGUAAUAGAAAUCUCUGAAGAAGACAUGAGAAAAAAGACAAAAUCUACAAUAAAUGAAUAUUUAAGUAUAAGAGAUACAAAUGAAGCUAUAACUUGUUUAAAAGAAGUUAAUUGUUCAUAUCUUCAUUACAUGUUUGUUGAAGAAGCUAUUACAAUAGUUAUAGAAAUGAAAUCAGAAGAAAGAAAGUCCAUUGGAGCAUUGCUUCAUGAUAUGAUAAUUAAAAAUGUAAUAACUGUUGAUCAGUUAUGUAAAGGGCUUGCAUCUAUUGUGCAAAAUGCUCCAGAUUAUGCUGUUGAUAUACCACAUUUUUAUAAAUAUCUUGGGGAAGUGAUAGGUCCCAUGGUUUAUGAUGGUGCGCUUCCUCUAAAUAGAGUCAAAGACACUUUAGAACCAUUAGUCAAGCCAAACAAAGCAGGCGAUGUUAUGGCUGAGGCUUUAUCAGUAGCUGUUCAAAUUGCUGGUAAAGAAGAAUCAGUUAGUGAAUUGUGGUCUAAGUCAAAUAUUAAAUGGGAGAUGUUAUUAAAUAAUGAUGAAAAUGUAGAUAAAUUUAUAAAAGACAAAAAAAUGGAGUUUUUAAUGAAUUCAACUUCAAGUAAUAAAAGUCAUUCAAAUAAUGUUCUGAAAGGUCUAUUACGUAUACUUCAAGAAAAAGGCGACAAUAAUAAAAUAACAUCCUAUAUUGAUAGUGAAUGUAGCAAUUGUAAAUCUGACCCAUAUUUUAUAAAAGAUCUAACGUCAAUGAUUUGCAAAAGCACUCUUGUUGAAGAUGCGACAAAUACAUGUAGCUGUAACAAAGAUGAAUUAGAGAAACGUAUAAAUAUUUUAUUAAAGUAUAUUUAUGGAAAUAAAAAUUUAGAAUUAUUUGCGUUGUAUGGUAUUCAGCAGCUUGUGACAACGUUACAUCACCCUAUAGGUCUUGCUAUUGAUUUAUUUCAAGAAUUAUAUAACCGCGAUAUUAUAUCAGAGGAGACAUUUUUUACAUGGGAAUCAAGUAAAGAAUUCCCAGAUGGAAAAGGAAAUACAAUUAGUUCGGUAAAAGACUUUUUAUCUUGGUUACGUAAAGCUGAAGAAGAAUCUAACGAAGAAGAUUCUACUCAGGUUUUUAAUUAGCCGAGAUAAUCUUUAAUAAAAUAUUUUAGAAAAAUAGCUUAUAGCAUGCAGGAUAUCGCAAA
Messenger RNA from Hydra vulgaris (swiftwater hydra), 4487 nucleotides. Its product is annotated as eukaryotic translation initiation factor 4 gamma 1. Gene Ontology annotation, cellular component: eukaryotic translation initiation factor 4F complex. The record is from RefSeq and is a predicted model, not a curated record. Gene Ontology annotation, molecular function: translation initiation factor activity; mRNA binding; protein binding. Lineage: Eukaryota; Metazoa; Cnidaria; Hydrozoa; Anthoathecata; Hydridae.